Molecule: messenger RNA, 1065 nt
Organism: Geodia barretti
Lineage: Eukaryota; Metazoa; Porifera; Demospongiae; Tetractinellida; Geodiidae
Source: the annotation of a GenBank genome assembly
GUGUCGGACCUGUUUCGCCCCAAUAUCGCCCGCCUGCGCGGCUACGUCCCCGGGGAACAGCCCCGCGAAAAGGGCUAUAUCAAGCUCAAUACCAACGAAAACCCCUAUCCGCCCUCCCCCUUAGUGCUAGCGCGGCUGCGCGAUGCCUGCUCAGCUGAUCUGCGCCUCUACCCCGACCCAGACGCUUGGGCCCUGCGCCGCAAGUUGGGUGAGGUAUUCGCCAUUUCUCCCCAACAGAUUAUGGUCGGCAACGGCUCGGAUGAGCUGCUCAAUGUCAUCAUUCGCAGCUUCGCCGGCGAGGGCGACAAAAUCGCCUAUCCCCAUCCUACGUAUGGCUACUACAAGCCGCUGAUCGAUAUCCAGGGAGCGGAGGCGGUCCCGGUCGAGUUUGACGAGGAUUUCUCCCUGCCCGAGGGCCUAGCCGUGCCCGGGGCCCGCGUCACCUUUCUCGCCAAUCCCAAUGCCCCCUCGGGCACUCUCGUGCCCUACGACGAAGUCGCUGCGCUCUGUGCGCGGGUUGACGGCGUCUUGGUCGUGGAUGAAGCGUAUGUCGAUUUUUCGCAGGGUGGCUGCGUUCAGCUCAUCGAGGAACACCCCAACGCCAUCGUCGUGCGCACCAUGUCCAAAUCCUUUUCCCUCGCCGGCAUGCGCAUUGGCUUUGCCUUUGCUCCGGCCGCGCUAAUCGAGGGGAUGUGGAAGGUCAAGGACCACUACAACCUCAAUCGGCUGAGCUUGGUGGCCGCCGAGGCUGCUCUAGAAGAUAUCGACGCGAUGCGCGCAAACGCCGCCCGCGUCUGUGCGACGCGCACGCACCUGUGUGCUGGGCUGCGGGCGCUGGGUUUUUACGUGUGGGAUUCGCAGGCGAACUUCGUGCUCGCUAGGCUCGGUGAGCGCUGGACCAACUGCGCCGCGGCCGAACUCUACGCGCAGCUCAAGGAGCGCCGGAUCUUGGUGCGCUACUUUGCCGCGCCGCCGCGCUUGGCCGACUGCCUGCGCAUCUCGGUGGGCACGGACGCAGAGAUCGCCGCGUUACUGACCGCCCUAAAAGAGCUAUCACCCGUUUAA